AAGCCCCAUCCACACCCGUUAUCCGGGUUUCCCAAAUAAUAAAGUCAGCGUAGAAUGAAAUUCUGGCAGGAAAGAAGUGUGGCUUGUUUGAAGGAGUUUUGGAGGCCAGUGGAACCCCACCGGAAUCCCACCGUCUUGGUCUAGUCCCGUCGUUUCUUUCUCUUUUCGUUCAUCACUAUGCCUGUGCCAACCACUCAGUUUUCCUAUCGAUCUGCAAAAGAAUUGACCGUUUGGAGCGGUUAUCCCGAAUAUCAACCCAUCAAGGGAUUCGAAAAACCCGAGACCACCACAAAAACCUUCAAAUACAGCAAAUAUGGUCACGUCUAUGCCUAUGCCACCAACGAAGGUGUCAAGGUCUAUGAUGCCGAGUCCUUGGUACAACGUUGUGACAUUAAACGAGCCAAUGUUGUGGAUCUUUGGCUUUCCCCUCAAGGCAACUACAUGGCCACUUGGGAACGACCCACCAAACUCGAAGAUGGCUCGGGAAGUCGUAACUUGAUGAUUUGGGAUACCAACACAGGAGCGGAGAUCGCGUCCUUCUCACAGAAAUCACAGAACAGCUGGAAUUUCCAAUGGACAGAUGAUGAAAAAUAUUGUGCCCGCAUGGUCACUGGUGAAGUCCAGUUCUGGGAAAGCAAAAAUGCUGGCAAAGCCGUUUGGGCUCGAUUAAAGCUUGACGGUGUGGCGGAAUUCUCCCUAAGUCCCGGCAAAGCACCAGCCGUGGCCGUGUUUAUCCCUGAACGCAAGGGAGCCCCGGCCAUUGUUCGUAUGUACAGUAUUCCCAGCUUCAAUCAACCCGUCUCCAACAAGACAUUCUACAAGGCUGAUCGCGUGCAAAUGUUCUGGAACGAUCUCGGUACCAGUUUGCUUGUGUUGACACAGACGGAUAUUGAUAAGACGGGCAAAUCAUACUAUGGUGAGACCAACCUUUACUAUCUUGCCGUUGCUGGUAACUUUGAUUGCCGUGUACCUUUGGAUAAGGAGGGUCCCGUGCACGAUGUGACCUGGGGUCCCGAUUCCAAGGAAUUCGUCGUGGUGUAUGGCUCCAUGCCUGCCAAGGCCACCUUGUUCGAUCAUCGUGCUAACCCGGUUCACAGCUUUGGUAUCAAUCCUCGCAAUUUUGUGCGCUACAAUCCUCAGGGCCGUACCAUUUGCAUUGCCGGUUUUGGUAACUUGAACGGUACCAUUGAUCUGUAUGAUCGCAAGACCUUGAACAAGGUCAACUCAUUCAGUGCCACCAAUGCGUCUCACUGUGAAUGGUCUCCCUGUGGUCGUUAUCUCAUGACCGCCACCUUGACUCCUCGUCUGCGUGUCGAUAACGGAUUCAAAAUGUGGCAUCAUACCGGUACGCUGAUCUACGAAGAAGCCGUCGAUGAACUUUUCCAGGUCGGCUGGCGUCCCGAGCCGGCGUCCAAAUAUCCCAUGCGUUCUGUUUCUCCUGCCCCGGCUCCUAUCAAGGUGCUGCCUGCCUCUGGUCCAGCAGCCAAACCCGUCGCCGCCCCCGCCGGUGCUUACCGUCCUCCUCAUCUCAGAGGUUCGGCCGCUCCCACCACUUUAUCCCAGAGAGAAGCCAUGUUGACCACUGGCCGUUCUCCCGCUGGAAGCAAUCGACGUAUUCCUGGUGCCAAGCCCGUAGCGAGUAAAAAUGGUGGUAAAUCGGCUGCGGCUCCUGCUCCCGCUCCCUCGGCUGCCAGUGCAAGUGCGAUCACUCCCGAGGAAAAGCAAAAGAAGAUUAGAAACUUGGAAAAGAAAUUGCGCCAAAUCAAGGAACUGAGAGAAAAACAAGCCCGAGGUGAAAAGUUGGAAGCUCCUCAGCUUCAAAAGCUUAGCUCUGAAGCUUCCGUGAUGAGAGAACUGGCUGCAUUGCACAACAACUAAGGUGGAAUGUAAAUUUUUUUGGACAACGAUAGAACUCACCCUUAUAAAUUUUGAGAAAAAAAAAUAACCAAACGUUUUGUGUCUUGACGUUGGACAUAAUGUAUUUCCAAAGAAGGGGUUAUAGGAUGAUUAUUUACAAAGAGGGCAUGGCCCUAGUUAAAAGUGG
Molecule: messenger RNA, 2044 nt
Organism: Radiomyces spectabilis
Lineage: Eukaryota; Fungi; Mucoromycota; Mucoromycetes; Mucorales; Radiomycetaceae
Product: eukaryotic translation initiation factor eIF2A-domain-containing protein
Exons: 11
Coding region: 178-1878 (566 amino acids)
Biological process (GO): translational initiation
Cellular component (GO): cytosolic small ribosomal subunit
Molecular function (GO): translation initiation factor activity; mRNA binding; ribosome binding
Source: RefSeq, a predicted model, not a curated record